AUGCUUCUAAAACGUACUGUUCUUCUCUUAUCGGGGAAGAAAAUUCCCUUUCUGCUCUGUGGAUCACGUUUUGCUCCAGUCAUGCUUCGUACAGGGCAAAUAUAUACAGAUGACAAUUUUAGAAAAGAUUUUUCUGAAGUCUCUAUGGCUUUCCAUUCAUUUUAUAAUCCAUCGACAUCCAAUACGAAUAAUAUGCCUGAUAAAAAACAAAAGAGAGAAACAUUUGACGCCAUUGUUCGUUGGUGUAGUGCUCAUCAACAGGUUGCGAUGGGAAUAUUAUUAUCAGAGAAAGAGAUAUCAAAUACCUUAACGAGUGAUAUUCAAGAAGAAGAUCCUUCAUUAGAAGUUGAUGAAAUCGUUUUACAAUGGCUUCAAGAAUCCUCUGAUACCCUUACAUGUGGUCAAUCUCUUCUUGUGUGUAGUUUUGUAUGUGAAGUACUUUUUUGUCGUUUGGAAAGUGCUGUGAAGAUUUUGGAAACUAGAACAGAUCAAGAAUAUUCCCUACGAAGACAAGUAGAGAUGCUUACGAAUAGAAUAGCAGUACUCCUUAAUCGUGCAAUUUCAAGUGAUAAAUUAGAAACUCAACCUCUUUCUAUUCUUAUGACUUGUGUUUAUGGUUUACAUCGUCUUUCUUGUUUGGAUAGUCCUUUUCUUCUUAGUGAUACUGAAAAGACACUACUUAAAAUACCAACGGCAUUAAUGUUUGCUGUCGUUCAUCAAUUACGAGGAGAUGCUUUAGGGAAACUUUUUCAGUUAGAUACAGAAGCAGCUGUGGAUGUUUGUUUAUCAUUUUUACUUAUUGCUAAUGAAGAGCGACGACAAGCAUUUCUAUCAGGAAGUGAUAGUGUACUUGUAAACACUGUACUGCGGCGUCUCUUACGACAUAUUACCCCAAUAACAAAACAAUUAACAGAAUUAUAUGAAGAAGAUCGAGUAGUAGUAGAAGAAAGAGAAGAAAAAGAAGAAAAAGAAUUAAUUAUCAUCUCAACUGGUAAAGAUGAUGAGACUAUAUUACACAAUACAUCUUUAUUAUUAUGUAAACCCAAAGGAGGAAUUCCUGGUUCUCCUUCCAUGUCUGAAUGUGCAAGUAUUUUACAAAAUAUAGCCUUUAGUUCUGCAGUGUAUCGAUUGGAAUUAAUAUCCUAUUUACUCUGUGUACGGAAGAAACCGAAUGAAUAUUCUCAAGAAGAUAUACGUUUACUUCCUAAUGUAUUUCAAACGAUUUCAAAUAUUCGUUCAAAAGAGUCUCAUGCACUACGAAAGAUGAUUAUCAGACAAAUUCCACUUCCAAUGAAUGAUUCUGUAUCGGUAGCUCAUCUUCUUAGUUUUAGUGAUGUUAGUAAAACACGUUUUCUCACUUAUUUAAAUGCAGUUAGUAUGGACUCUCUCACAUCAGUAGAUGCAUUGCAGGUGAUACGAUAUGCUGGAGUACAUCUUCACAGUGAAACACUUUACCGCUUUAUCGCAAUCGCUCUUCCAGAGUUUACAUCUGUAUUAGAAUUAUCUUUAUCAUCAUCAUCUUCUUCUUCAUCUUUAUUAUUACCGGUAAAAAUGGUAUUAAAUGAUACAAUUGAAUGUAUCUUGUGGACACUCUUUAAUCGAAUGACAGAACCAAGUCUUUCUCAUGAAAAGGAUAUUACCCAGAAAUAUAUUUCACAAAUAACGAGUAAUAUUGAUUGGAGUGUAAGUGAUAUACCCCAAACAGCUAAAUUGGCAUUACGACGUCUUUUAUUAUUAACCAAGUUAUCAACAUUAUUGUCUCAUUUAGAUAUUUCAGAUACUGUUAUGAUAUUAAUGGAGAAAACAUUAGAUCUUGAUUCUGGUAAUAGUAUGGCGAAUACGCUUCAAAGUGUAACAGAAGCUUUAAAAUUAAUAUCCGAUAUUAAAAAACGUAAAGAGAUUGUAGAGAAUAUGUUAAAGUAUAGUGGUUCACGAACAACAUCUUCAAUGAUACGUUUUGUAGCAUUUUUAGCUCCAUUAGCUAUGGAAUAUGGAGUUUACAAUGCUGAAUUAGUUCCACAACUUUUAAAAUUACAAACACUUAAUCCAUUUAGACUUCGUCAAGGAUUUAUUGAAGGUGUUAAUAAAGAUACCGAUAGCUUUACACGAUUUAUUGUAAAUACGAUUAAUUAUCUCUUAUCUACAAAUGAUUGGCGUACCUCUACAGAUCGUAUUCGAGAAGUUAUGACAGUAUGGAUUCAUGAUUAUCUUCACUAUGUAAUGAGUAUAUCACGAAAACAUAAAGUACUCACAACUAAUAUACAAGGAGAAGGAGAUAAUAAUAAUAAUAAUAAUAAUAAUAAUAAUAAUAAUAAUAAUAAUAAUAAUAAUUCAUCAACAUUAAAUGAAAACAGUAGUAGUGGUGGUGAUAUGCAUUUAUUAGCCUGUCCAACACAUGAACAGUUGGAGCGUGUAUUUAUUUCCAUGUUACGUGCUGGAGUGAAAUUACCGGAUUCCUUUGCCUCUGAAUUAUCCACACGUGUUCUUCAGAUUGAAAAGGAAGGAGCUCACGCGGAUGGAACGGGAUGUAAAACUCAUUUUCCUCCUCCAGGACAUUUUGUAUUUUGUUGUAAAUUAGAUAUUGUGAUUGAAUCUCCCUUUUCUAUAGAAUUAUUGGAGUAUCUUUUGAUUGCCUGUGAUUGUCGUAUUCUUCAUAAUGUUAUUAUGGAGUUUCUUAUUCAUGCUGCAUCUUCUAUUCAUGAGAGUCAAGUGGCAUUUUUAUCUAAUUUACGAAUAGUCAAUUAUACACUUGAAUUAUUUCUUCGUCGUUUAGAUGAAUUAGGGGAUAGUGUUUAUCAAAGUUUUAAACCUUCCUCUAUUUCAUCUGUGGUAGCGAAUACCAUACGAUUUACUGUGAGUUAUUUGACAAAGAAAGAAAGAUAUCAACGUCUCUUACAUCGUUUAAAUAGUUUCCAUGAAAAAGAGAAGAAUAAAGAAGAAAAAGAAGAUGAAAAAGAGAAUAAUAAUAAUAAUAAUAAUAAUAAUAAUAUAGAGAGAGAAGAGAAUGGGGAAGUUACUGUACUCCUUAUGGAACGAACUCGUAUGGAAGAGUUGAUAACUCGUCUUAUUGGGCAUCUCUCCGCUGCACAUACCAAAGAUGUGGGUUUACUCUUAAUAGAUAAACUAAAUUUAUUAGCUCCUGCUGCUGCAGAUUUUCUCAUGCUACGUUUACGAAAUCAAUUGGAAGAAUUUACUCAAGUGGAACUUUUUUAUUUAGCAAGAAAAUAUCAUCAAGCUGAGCCAUUGGUAAUAAAAGAACUUCAGAAACAUGAUAUUGCACUUACAGUAGAUCUUAGUGAUCAUGUACGUGUAGCGAAGAAUCUUCCCAUGUCUAUUAAUGUUAUGGUGAUUGAAGCUCAUUUACCGAAACUUACUUUUCAAUGGUGUACUCGACUUUUAUCUACUCUCUCUGUACAAAAAGGAUCUAUUCCUAUUCCUUUAUUGGAAUCAAUGUUAAGAAAAUUGGAAGAGGAAGCGGCAGGUGUAACUGUGAUGGACCGUAAUGUGACUCUUGUUGUUUUACAAAAGUAUAUACAAGAAGAUCAAAGAGAAAUGGAUAGUGAAAAUCUUAUUAAUAAUAAUAAUAAUAAUAAUAAUAAUAAUAAUAAUGCUGAAAUGUUUGAGCGACAACAAGGUCUUAUUCGGCGUUGUUGUGAUAAACUUUUGGUAUUAGAUGAUAUUAAUUCAUUGGAAUCCCUUACAGAGUUUCUUUCAGCUUUUCCAGAUGUACUUCGUAGUACCGUUGGAGAAUCUCUAACAGAACGGGUUGUGAAUAUAGUGCUUCCACCACUCCAAUCGAAUCUUGAAAGUCUUCUCACACUUUGCCGUUUACUACAGAGACAUAAAUUAUUAAAUGAUAGAGUGAGAUUGGCCAUCACAGAAGGUUUCUUUGAAACCAUAUUACGGAAAGAAGUUGAGGAAAGUCAUAAUAAGAAUAAAAGAAAAAGUGAAAAUGAAACUGGUGAUUCUGUGGAUGAAGCGAUUUGUUCUUCACCUGCAGUAUAUUCAUUAAGUAAUGUACUAGCGUUGGUGAUAUUACUAGCAGAAGAUGCUACUGGUUCAACAGUCUCUUAUAGUAAUAGUAAUAAUAGUAAUAGUGUUUCUACUGUUGUUACUACUUCUUUAGGAGUUUUACCAGAAUGUAAUAUUACUAGUCGUCUAUUACAUUCUAUGAAAGAGCGAUAUGCCUGUUUGCAAGAUCGUUUAUUGAUAUUAAAUACAUUGGUAGAACAAAAAGAAACUAUUGGAGGUGUAAGUAUGUCUAAUCGUACAGUUCAAGAAAUAUGUGAGGAAUUAAUUCAAGAUUGUGAAAAGAUGACAUCUAGUGAAUUUUCAAGACUUUUACAGUGUAUAAGUCGUUUAAAAUAUUGGCAUAUUGUAAAAACACAUAAAUCUAAUUUUGUAGAAGUUUUUCAAUCUGCCUGUCAGAAAGCAGAUGCUCACAAUCGUUGUGUACUUUUUAAAGCUAUUUCUUCAGAAGUUGAACUAUUCCGUGGUUAUGAAUCCUUUAUGAUACCACUGUUAGCAGAAGUUGUGGAUGUAAUGUCAAAAGAAAAUCUUGAAAUGGUGUUAUCGGCUUUACUUGGUUUACCCCUCACAGAAGCAUUGGAAUCAUUAAUAGAUGCUAUUGGAACUCGUGUACUCUCUAUGGUUAAUCAAUGUAGACGAAGUACGUUAAUUCGAAUGCUUCAAUGUCAUGCUACUUUUGGUUUACAAGAUGAUGCCCUUGUCUUUCGUUUACUUUCCGCAUUAGAAGAACAGUGUAAUCGAGAUACUCGACUGGAUAUUACACAAGCCCUUACACUUCUUCAAGCAGUGGUGGAUUUGGAUGUUCCUAUUCCUUCUAAAUUAGCGGUUACGUGUUUUAAUUGGCUUGAACAUCAUAUAGAUAAUAUGUCAUUAUCUCAACUUGCCCAUGCGGCUCGUCUUGCGGUUGCUGUUGAGAUGGGAUAUACGGCAUCUGUACAUACUUUAGUGAUGCGGGCAUUAGAGCAACGGGAUGCGAUAAGAAGUAAUGUAAUGUUUCGUCAUUCUGUGGAACUUUUGUGUGAUGAGUAUAGUGUGGAAACACCUUGGCAUUUGAAGGCUACUGUGAUGCGAAGACGUUAUCAAUCUGAUAGACUAAAAGCGUAUGUUGAGAAGAAAAGAAUUAUAGCAACGGAAGAAAGUUUAACAUAA
Messenger RNA from Trypanosoma theileri, 5178 nucleotides. RefSeq lists its product as uncharacterized. The record is from RefSeq and is a predicted model, not a curated record. The transcript has a single exon. Bases 1 to 5178 code for a protein of 1725 amino acids. NCBI's taxonomy places the organism in Eukaryota, Euglenozoa, Kinetoplastea, Trypanosomatida, Trypanosomatidae.